Molecule: messenger RNA, 1832 nt
Organism: Owenia fusiformis
Lineage: Eukaryota; Metazoa; Annelida; Polychaeta; Sabellida; Oweniidae
Source: the annotation of a GenBank genome assembly
UGCGCUAGAUUCAUUUCCGUUUGUCAAAAAAUAUUUGCAAGGAACAUUUUCUUUUACGUUUUUAUUACUUUACACGAAGAAUCCGUUACAUCGUUUCACACAACUUGUAUAACUGUGUUGAGAUGGGUAAUGAAGCUGACCCUAUCCCACAUGAACGACCUCCAACUCCAACCAAGAUUCUAAGGGUGGAAGAAAGCUUAUGGACAAGAGUGAUUCAGUUCAUUGAUUCUGUCAAAAAGGCUGCCUUUGUAUUAGGAACUGCUCUUAUUGUAUUCAGUGCUCUGAGGAAUUCUCUUACAUGGCAUUUACAAAAUGUAUGGGGCGCAAGUGGGGACUUUUGGGAGAGCCUAUGGAACAGUGUGAUUGAGGCCUAUUCUGGUGACUACUUCAAAACAUUUGUGUAUGGGACAUUUUUGUGGAGCAAUGGAAUGUUUUGGUUGUUCAAUUUAUUCUUCAUCUUUGUUGAUCUUACGGGUAUGCCCUCCACUGUGCUGAAAUACAAGAUACAGCAGGAUAAAAAUGUACCUCUGGACAAAGGGAUGUUCCUGAAAGGUGUAAAACGUGCCAUAUUCAACCAGACAGUUGUAGGCUUCCCUGUCAUAUUUGCUGCCUACUUGCCCUUCCUCUGGAAAGGUUGUUCUAUUGCCACUCAAGACAUGCCUACUUUCCAGUGGGUCGUCUUUGAGGUGUUUAUUUUCUCCCUGGUUGAGGAAGUUGGAUUUUAUUAUGCUCACAGAUUGUUUCAUCAUCCAAAGUUGUACCGCCAUAUACACAAAGUACAUCAUGAGUGGACAGCCCCUAUUGGCCUGACAUCUAUAUAUGCCCACCCUCUAGAACAUGUACUAUGUAACCUUAUCCCGGCAAUUGCAGGUCCUUAUAUAAUGGGUUCUCAUGUGUCUACACUGUGGUUGUGGUUGAGCCUUGUGAUUGGAUCUACAACAGUCUCUCAUUGCGGCUACCAUCUACCCUUCCUUCCCUCUCCUGAGGCUCAUGAUUAUCAUCAUCUCAAAUUCAAUCAGAAUUUUGGUGUCUUGGGGGUACUAGAUCGCCUUCAUGGUACGGAUGCUUUAUUCCGGGCCAGCAAACAGUAUUCCCGUCACGUCUUACUGCUUAACACCACCCCACUGUUACAACAGUUUCCCGAUGAUCCAAAGCAACAAAAACACCAAGAUUAAACUACUAAACCCCUUUCUGCAGUUCCUAGGAUUUGAAGAAAAAAAGAAUAUAAAAGAAAAUAUUUAUCUUACAACCUACCUAUUAUAUCCAACCUACCUAUUAUAAGCAAAACAGUUUUCAUAAAGUUUUUACGAACCAUAUACAUGUAUUAAUCCAAGAUUCCCAUUGAAUUUAAGACCUUUUGUGAAGGACAGAAUUGUUUGCUUAGAAAAUCCAUUCAUAAUAUAAUUUAAAGCUUGUUUGAAAGUGCACUUUUUUAAAAGUGGUAAAAAUAAGCAACACUCAUUCUACAAAGGUCUUAAUUUUAUUGUCUUGGAUAAUUUCUACUGCAGAGUCAGUGUUAUAUACAACUUAUACUAUAGUUGUACAUCUACUAAUACCAAAGUUGCAUAUUUCAGUAUUUCUGACAUGUUCCUUCUGGGAACUUUAUAACCAUUUCUGUAUUUGUAUUUAGAGAUAUUUUCAUUAUUAUGAUUAUAUCUUGUAGUAAUGAGGCUUUGCCACAAAGCUAAUUUUAUUUGAUGGUUGGAGGGGGAUAAAAGACUAUUAGCUAGUUUCAUUUAUUUAGUGCCAUGAAUAUCAGUCUUUGGGUCAAAUUAAACAGGAUUCAUUCUUUUAUCAGGACAUAAACCAUUUUUGGCUAGUUUCAGUCAGGG